Archocentrus centrarchus (flier cichlid) is the source of this 2252-nucleotide messenger RNA. RefSeq names its product paired box protein Pax-7-like. Gene Ontology annotation, biological process: anatomical structure development; regulation of transcription by RNA polymerase II. Gene Ontology annotation, molecular function: DNA-binding transcription factor activity, RNA polymerase II-specific; RNA polymerase II cis-regulatory region sequence-specific DNA binding. The record is from RefSeq and is a predicted model, not a curated record. NCBI's taxonomy places the organism in Eukaryota, Metazoa, Chordata, Actinopteri, Cichliformes, Cichlidae. The coding region runs from base 52 to 1575 and encodes 507 amino acids. The transcript has 9 exons.
UCUUUUCUUUUCUUUUCUUUUCUUUUCUUUUCUUUUCUUUUCCAUGGUACAAUGUCGUCUUUGCCAGGAACGGUACCGCGAAUGAUGCGCCCGGCUCCCGGACAGAAUUAUCCCCGCACCGGAUUCCCUCUGGAAGUGUCUACGCCUCUGGGCCAGGGACGGGUCAACCAGCUUGGGGGGGUCUUCAUUAACGGCCGACCGUUGCCCAACCAUAUCCGACACAAGAUAGUCGAGAUGGCCCACCACGGGAUCCGGCCCUGCGUCAUUUCUCGACAGCUUCGGGUCUCCCACGGCUGCGUGUCCAAGAUCCUCUGCCGCUACCAGGAGACCGGGUCCAUCCGGCCCGGCGCGAUCGGCGGCAGCAAGCCCCGGCAGGUAGCCACGCCGGAUGUAGAGAGAAGGAUAGAGGAGUACAAGCGGGACAACCCCGGCAUGUUCAGCUGGGAGAUCCGAGAUAAGCUGCUGAAGGACGGGGUGUGUGACAGAAGCACAGUCCCUUCAGUGAGUUCGAUCAGCCGUGUACUUCGAGCUCGGUUUGGAAAAAAGGAUGAGGAGGAUGAGUGCGAGAAAAAGGAAGAAGACGGAGAAAAGAAAACGAAGCACAGCAUCGACGGCAUCCUGGGAGACAAAGGCAGCCGGAUGGAUGAAUUGUCAGAUGUGGAAUCAGAGCCUGACCUUCCACUGAAGAGGAAGCAGCGUAGGAGUCGGACUACUUUCACAGCGGAGCAGUUGGAGGAGCUGGAGAAGGCUUUUGAAAGAACACACUAUCCUGAUAUUUACACUAGGGAGGAGCUGGCCCAGAGAACGAAACUUACUGAGGCCAGGGUCCAGGUGUGGUUUAGCAAUCGGAGGGCAAGGUGGCGGAAACAAGCAGGAGCCAAUCAACUUGCAGCAUUCAACCACCUUCUGCCAGGUGGCUUUCCUCCCACAGGGAUGUCAACACUACCUACAUAUCAGCUGCCAGAAUCCAACUACCCAUCCAACACACAAGAUAGUGGAGGUACUGUUCACCGUCCCCAACCCUUACCUCCUUCAACCAUGCACCAGAGUGGUUUAUCAAGUCCUGACAGCAGCACUGUCUAUGGUCUGGCAACCAACCGGCACAGCUUCUCCAGCUACACCGACACCUUCAUGAACUCUGCUACACCUAGUAACCAUGUCAACACUGUCAGCAAUGGGCUUUCCCCACAGGUUAUGAGCAUCCUGAGUAACCCCAGCGGUGUGUCCUCACAAACACAACAUGACUUCCCCAUCUCACCUCUUCACAGCACUCUGGACUCUACUUCGUCCAACAGUAUCUCAGCCAACUGCAGCCAGCGUUCAGCUGAGGCCUCCAUUAAGACGGUGGACAACCUUCCCUCAUCACAGUCUUACUGCCCCCCCACAUACAGCACCACCGGCUACAGCAUGGACCCAGCUGUGGCUGCUGCUGGCUAUCAGUACAGUCAGUAUGGCCAGACUGCUGUGGAUUACCUGGCCAAGAACGUCAAUCUCUCCAGUCAGCGCAGAAUGAAGCUUGCUGACCACUCAGCUGUACUGGGACUGCUGCAAGUUGAAACUGGCCAGGCCUACUAGUACUUAUUUAAACGGCUGUACACCUGGUCACCAGCACAACCUGCACCUCCUACUACAAUACACAUCUCCCAGAGAGCAUUUGUGUGUGUGUGCCACAAACUGAAUAUAAAUGUGUCUAUUUAACUUUUUUUUUUUUCUUUCUUAUUGGUGGCUUAAAGAUUGAAUGAUGCAGUUUUCCAAGCUUUAAACAUUCCUCAUGGAAAGAACCAAACAACAAGGAUUCCAGUAUUAAGAAUAUUGCUGAGUUGUUGCACCAAAUUUUCAUAGCACUGGUGUGUUUAACUUUGAAAUUAAUUAUAUAAGCAAUUACAAUGUGAACCCCAAGCCAAUUAAUCUGAGUAUAACCUGCUGCAUAAAAUAACUUGUUUAACCUGAUACAGCUACUUAAAGUGAAGAAAUAAUAAUAAUGAUGAUAAUAAUAAUGUAAUUUCAGGUUCUCUGCAAAAAUGUUCAGAAAUCACUAAACAGAAAAACAGAAUUAAUCUCUUCUCCUACUUCAAUAGAUCAACAAAUAAAAUAUGAUGAACUGCAGUAAAAAGCUGAAUGCAGAACACAUUUAGGGGGAAGUUUUAAUUGUUAAAUUCAUUGGCAUCCAAUUUUUCAAUGAAUUGAUAAAUCAAACUGGCAUAAAAGAGACCUGUCUCAGCUUCAGGAAGCGACACACUGAUUUGCACACA